CGCAUUUAGCGCAAGAUGUGUCGCGCAUGCGCAGUGCUGUCGUUGGAAGGUUCUGUUGUUUCACUGGAGUUGUCGGUGCUGACCCAGGUGUCAGUAAAGCAGAACCCUGGCUUUGUCUCACUUUCUCCCUGACCACAAGAGGUCAGCAAAGAGGCUGUGGAGUCAGGAGCCCAGCAGGCGCUUCAGGAUGAAUUCAUCACAGAGGGCAUCCGUUUCGUUUGCUGACGUCACUGCCUCCUUUACAGAGGAGGAAUGGUUCCUCCUGGAAGAAUGGCACAAGGAGCUGUACGGGAACGUCAUGCGGGAAAUCCACAAUGUUCUGCUUGACUUGGGUUACCGUAUAGAGAAUUCGGAUGUUCUGUUCCGGAUAAUGCGGGACGAUGAGCCAGUGUACCGUGAUCCAGCCUCUCCCAGGAGUCCCAUGGAAGGUGCCGGACCGAACCUAAUGCUUAGGAUCAGUUCUGUAGGAGAGGAGAUGCCGCCUGGUGAGCUUGAGAUGCCUGAGAGAUGUGCGUCGUCAAACACAGUUCUCUGCACUUCAAACCUGCUCCUUAAAAUAAAGCAAGAGGAUGAUCUGUACGGCGCUCACACAUUUGACUCUAAACCUGUGGAGAGCAGUCACUGUGUUAGUCCAGCUCUUUCAGAUGUGGAGCCGACCUCUGGAAAUGAGAUAAAGUCGGAGCUGCGCCUGCGGCAUCAGUGCGAGAGUGACGAGAGCGCUAAUAGCCUGACGUCUGGAGACUGGAGUCCUACCAAACUCAGCCAGGAAUCUAAGAGUCCCAGUAGCGGAGAAGCUCCUGAGUUACCCCCAAGAGCGCGGAGACGCAAGGGAAUUGCCCGCCAGAUCAAACCUAUGGCCGCCCUCCAUGACUCUGACCAGAACCAACAGACUGACCCCAAAGAGAAUGAAAUUCCUAAGCUCCCCCACCUAAACCUGUUAAACCAAAGUGACUGUAACAGCUUCAAGUUCCCCUUCCCCCAUGUGCAAGCGGGAGAGGACAGCUAUCAGUACAACAGUAAAGAUCUCACAGAGCUAGGGGAGGACGGGCCAAUCAGCUUCCAGCAGCGCGGACAAACAUUCAUCAUCUGUAGCGUGUGUGCUAAAACCUUCUGCAACAAUUCCAGCUUUCAGGUUCACAUGAGAACUCACACAGGGGAGCGGCCAUACAAGUGCACGGACUGUGACAAGAGCUUCAUCCGCAGCUCACACUUAAAGAUCCACCUAAGGACACACACGGGCGAAAGGCCUUAUAAAUGUUCAGAGUGCGAGAAAAGUUUCCGGGACAACUCCAGCUUCGCUAGACACCAGCGUAUUCACACAGGCGAGAAGCCAUAUCAGUGCGCCACGUGCGGGAAAUACUUUCGCAAAAAGUCCAACCUAAAGGACCACUAUAGGACACACACAGGGGAGAGACCGUACAAGUGCAAGCACUGUGAGAAGAGCUUCCACCAAAAGUCCAACCUACGGGUGCAUGAGAGGAACCACCAUGGUGAAGACUGCUGAGAACACAACCUGCUGCCAUUUGUAUGGCGCUUAUUGUAGGGUCACUGAGAGAGCGUGCAUGUCUGUUCCCGUUGGCGCUCUCACCUUACCAGGGCAGUAUCAGCUUGUUGUAGGGUCACUGAGAGAGCGUGCAUGUCUGUUCCCGUUGGCGCUCUCACCUUACCAGGGCAGUAUCAGCUUGUUGUAGGGUCACUGAGAGUGUGCUUGUCUGUUCCUGUUGAUACUGCCCUGGUAAGGUAAGAGCGCCAUCUUUUAAUGACUGUUGGGAUGUGGUGUCCAGUGGACGUGACACACUGGGGCAUUUAUUCUUUCUCAAGAAGCCUUGGUGGAAUUAUAUAGACAGACUAAAUAAGUAUCGCCCUCACUUUAAACGUACAAUAUCAGUUUAUGCAGCACUGGGAAUAGAUACGUCAACUUUACAUGCAACAUAAAAUCCUGAAAUGUUUUCUAGAUGGAAGCCAGCAGCAUUGCCUUGUUCUCUGGCAUUGAGAAGGUUAAUGCCGUAGCCUCGAGAUGGCAUAAAGGGAUUUUGUGUGUAUAGCAGUUGUACUGGUCAUAUAAAUAAAUUGAACAACAUUGAA
Messenger RNA from Bombina bombina (fire-bellied toad), 2085 nucleotides. RefSeq names its product zinc finger protein 510. The transcript has 8 exons. Bases 188 to 1504 code for a protein of 438 amino acids. Gene Ontology annotation, biological process: regulation of DNA-templated transcription. Lineage: Eukaryota; Metazoa; Chordata; Amphibia; Anura; Bombinatoridae. The record is from RefSeq and is a predicted model, not a curated record.